This is a messenger RNA of Coregonus sp. 'balchen', 13349 nucleotides long. Lineage: Eukaryota; Metazoa; Chordata; Actinopteri; Salmoniformes; Salmonidae. The record is from the annotation of a GenBank genome assembly.
UGUGAGGUGGACCUGUCCAGUGUUCUACCCAACCAGUCUCAGCUGUUCACGCGGGUUCUGGAAGAGGGAAAAGGUCGGGUGGUCUUCCUGAUCACACUGAGCACGUGUAGUGGUGUCUCCAUCUCCGACAUGUGUGCCCCGUCCCCCGAGGAGCAUCAGGAGAGAGAGAACACACUGGAGAAAUACGUCAGUACUGUUACCUCACUGUUCUUAUGGGAGAAAUACGUCAGUACUGUUACCUCACUGUUCUUAUUGGAGAAAUACGUCAGUACUGUUACCUCACUGUUCUUAUUGGAGAAAUACGUCAGUACUGUUACCUCACUGUUCUUAUUGGAGAAAUACGUCAGUACUGUUACCUCACUGUUCUUAUUGGAGAAAUACGUCAGUACUGUUACCUCACUGUUCUUAUUGGAGAAAUACGUCAGUACUGUUACCUCACUGUUCUUAUGGGAGAAAUACGUCAGUACUGUUACCUCACUGUUCUUAUUGGAGAAAUACGUCAGUACUGUUACCUCACUGUUCUUAUUGGAGAAAUACGUCAGUACUGUUACCUCACUGUUCUUAUGGGAGAAAUACGUCAGUACUGUUACCUCACUGUUCUUAUGGGAGAAAUACGUCAGUACUGUUACCUCACUGUUCUUAUUGGAGAAAUACGUCAGUACUGUUACCUCACUGUUCUUAUGGGAGAAAUACGUCAGUACUGUUACCUCACUGUUCUUAUGGGAGAAAUAUGUCAGUACUGUUACCUCACUGUUCUUAUGGGAGAAAUAUGUCAGUACUGUUACCUCACUGUUCUUAUGGGAGAAAUACGUCAGUACUGUUACCUCACUGUUCUUAUGGGAGAAAUACGUCAGUACUGUUACCUCACUGUUCUUAUGGGAGAAAUAUGUCAGUACUGUCAUAGUAUAAUAAUAAUAAUAUAUUAUACAGUGAUAUACCUCACUGCUCUCAGUUAUAGAUACGUCAGUACUGUCAUAUAAUGAUAAUAAUAAUAUAUUAUUAAUAUACCUCACUCUUCUCAGAUAUACAGUGAGGGAAAAAAGUAUUUGAUCCCCUGCUGAUUUUGUAUGUUUGCCCACUGACAAAGAAAUGAUCAGUCUAUAACUGUAAUGGUAGGUUUAUUUGAACAGUGAGAGACAGAAUAACAACCAAUCACACAGGCUCACCCCUGGAUCAGCCCUCCUAUUGAUAUUACAGCCAUGUCUGGUGUUACCGUAGUUAACCGUUCUGGUGUUACUGUAGUUAACCGUUCUGGUGUUACUGUAGUUAACCGUUCUGGUGUUACUGUAGUUAACCGUUCUGGUGUUACUGUAGUUAACCGUUCUGGUGUUACCGUAGUGUAACCGUUCUGGUGUUACUGUAGUUAACCGUUCUGGUGUUACUGUAGUUAACCGUUCUGGUGUUACUGUAGUUAACCGUUCUGGUGUUACUGUAGUUAACCGUUCUGGUGUUACUGUAGUUAACCCUGUCCUGGUGUUACUGUAGUUAACCGUUCUGGUGUGUACUGUAGUUAAUCCGUUCUGGGGUGUUACUGUAGUUAACGCGUUUCUGGUGGUUUACUGUAGUUUAACCCGUUCCUGGUGUUACCGUAGUUAACCGUGUCUGGUGUUACCGGUUAGUUAACCCGUUCUGGUGUUACUGUAGUUAACCCUGUCUGGGUGUUACCUGAGUUUUAACCCGUUCCUGGUGUUACCGUAGUUAACCGUUCUGUGUUCACUGUAGUUAACCCUUCUGGGGUUACUUGUAGUUAACCGUUCUGGGUGUUACCGUAGUUAACCCGUUCAUCUGGGUGUUACCUGUAGUUUAACCGUUCUGGUGUUCACCGUUAGUUAACCGUUCUGGGGUUACUGUAGUUAACCGUUCUGGUGUUACUGUAGUUAACCGUUCUGGUGUUACUGUAGUUAACCGUUCUGGGUUACUGUAGUUAACCGUUCUGGUGUUACUGUAGUUAACCGUUCUGGUGUUACUGUAGUUAACCGUUCUGGUGUUACUGUAGUUACCGUUCUGGUGUUACUGUAGUUAACCGUUCUGGUGUUACUGUAGUUAACCCGUGUCUUGUGGUUACUGUGAGUUAACACGUUGUCUGGGUGUUACUGUAGUUUAACCCGUUCUGGUGUUACUUGUAGUGAACCGUCCUGGUGUUGCUGUAGUUACCCGUUCGGGAUGUUACUGUAGUUAACCCGUGUCUGUGUUACUGUAGUCAACCGUUUCUGGUGGUUUACUUCGUAGGAACCGUUCUGGUUGUUACCGUAGUUAACCGUUCUGGUGGUACUACUGUAAGCUUAACCGUUCUGGUGUUACUGUAGUUAACGCGUUCUGGUGUUACUGGUAAGUUUCACCGUUCUGGUGUUACUGUAGUUAACCGUUCUGGUGUUACUGUAGUUAACCGUUCUGGUGUUACCGUAGUUAACCGUUCUGGUGUUACCGUAGUUAACCGUUCUGGUGUUUACUGUGUUAACCCUGUCGGUUUACUGAGAAAAACCGUUCGGUGUUACUGUAUUUUAACCGUUCUGGUGUUACUGUAGUUAACCUUUCUGGGGUUUUACCCGUAUUUAAACCUUUCUGGUGUUACUGUAUUUAAACCGUUCUGGUGUUACCGUAGUUAACCGUUCUGAUUUUAUGUAGUUAACCGUUCUGGUGUUUGUUUUAAAACCUUUCGGUGUUACCGUAUUUUCCCGUUUUUGGUUUACUGUAUUUAACCGUUCGGGUGUUACUGUGUUAAACCGUUUGGUUUUUCUGUAUUUAAACCCCUUCUGGGUUUUUACGGUAGUUAACCUUUCGGGUGUUACUGUAGUUAACCGUUCUGGUGUUACUGUAGUUAACCGUUCGGGUGUUUACUGAUUUAAAACCCUUUCUGGGGUUACUGAGUUAACCGUUCUGGUUUUUUACCGUAUUUAAACCGUUCGGGUUUUCUGUAGUUAACCGUUCGGGUUUACUGUAGUUAACCUUUUUCGGUGUACUGUAUUAAAAACCUUUUUUCUGGUGUUCUGUAUUAACCCCGUUCUGGGUUUACUGUAUUAACCGUCUGGUGUUCUGUAGUUAACCGUUCUGGUGUUACUGAUUUAAACCCCUUCUGGUUUCGUAGUUAACCCGUCUGGGUUCGUAUUAACCGUUCGGUGUUUACUGUAUUAACCGUUCUGGUGUUUACUGUUUUAACCGUUCUGGUUUUACUGUAGUUAACCGUUCGGGGGUUUUACGUAUUUAAAACCCGUCUGUUUACUGUUUCCCGGGUUUCUGGUGUUACUGUAUUAAAACCGUUUGGUUUUUUCCGUAGUUAACCGUUCUUUUGUUACUGUAGUUCACCGUUUCGGUGUUACGGGGAUUUAAAAACCGUUCUGGUGUUACGUGUUAACCGUUCUGGUGUUCUGUAUUUCACCGUUCUGGUGUUACUGUAUUUUAACCUUUUUCUGGUUUUUACUGUUUUAAACCGUUCUGGUUUUAAAACCGUUUUUUUUUAACCGUUCUGGUUUACUGUAGUUAACCUUUUCUGGGUUACUGUAGUUAACCCUUCGGUGUUAUGUUUUUAACCGUUCUGGGUUUCGUAUUUUAACCGUUUCUGGUGUUACUGUAUUAAAACCGUUCUUUGGGUUCCCUAGUUAAACCGUUCUGUGUUACUGUUUUUAACCCGUUCUGGUGUUCCCGGGUAUUAACCCGUUCUGAUUUACGGUAUUUAACCUUCGGGUGUUACCGAUUUUAACCCGUUUUUUGGUUUUAAAACCUUUUUAACCUUCUGUGUUUCUGUAUUAACCGUUUCUGGGUUACUGUAUUUAAACCCUUUUCUGGGGGUUAAACUGUAGUUAACCCUUCUGGUGUUACGUAUUUAAAAACCCUUCUGGGUGUUACUGUAUUUAAAACCUUUUCGGGUGUUACUGUAGUUAACCUUUUUCUGGUGUUACUGUAUUUAACCUUUCUUUGUUGUUAUUUGAUUUAAAAACCUUUCUGGUUUCUGUAUUUAAAAAUUUUUCUGGUGUUACGUGUUAAACCGUUCUGGUUUCUGUAGUUAAACCGGGUUUCGGGGUUAGUAGUUUAAACCGUUCUGGGUUACUUUUAGUUAACCCGUCUGGGUUACUGUAGUUAACCGUUCUGGGGUUUUACUGUGUUAACCUUUUUUCCCUGGUGUUACGUAUUUAAACCGUUCUGGUUUUUACUGUAGUUAACCGUUCUGGGUUACUGUAGUUAACCCGGCGGGUUUUUUAUUUGGGUUAACCGUUCUGGUUUUACUGUUUAACCGUUCUGGUGUCCCCUUUAGUUAACCCCGUUCGGGUUUUUUACGAUUUUGACCGUUCGGUGUUUCCGUAUUUUUAAACCCUUUCUGGUGUUACUGUUUUAAAAACCGUUCUGGUGUUAUGUGUUCCCCCGUUCGGGUGUUACGUAUUAACCGUUCUGUGUUAUGAGUUAACCUUUCUGGGAACCGUAUUUAAAACCGUUCUGGUUUUCUGUUUUUUAACCGUUCUGUUUUUCUUUUAUUUUACCCUUCUUUUUCUUAUUUCCUUCUUUUUUCUGAUUUAAACCGUUUCGGGGUUUUACUGUUUUAAACCUUUUCGGGUUACCGUUUUAACCCUUUUUCUGGUUUACUUAGUUAACCGUUCUGGUGUUACUGUAUUAACUGUUCUGGUUUUUACCGUAUUUAAACCGUUUCUGGUGUUCUGUAUUUAAAACCGUUCGUGUUUCCCAAAUUUAAACCCCUUCUGGGGUUACUUUAGUUAACCGUUCUGGUUUUUUCUGAGUUAACCUUUUUUCUGGGGGUUUCCGGUAUUAAAACCGGUUUGGUGUUACUGUAGUUAACCCUUCUGGUUUUAAACCCGAGUUAACCCUUCUGGGGGUUUACCGUGUUAAACCGUUCGGUUUUUACUGUAGUUAACCGUUCUGGUGUUACUUUUUUUACCGUUGGGGGUGUUCUGUAGUUCCGUUCUGGGUUUACUGUUUUUUAAAACCCCUUCGGUGUUUCCCCGUUUUAACCGUUUUCGGGGUUUACUGUAGUUAACCGUUCUGGUUUUACGUAGUAACCGUUCGGGUUUUUUACUGGUAGUUUAACCGUUCGGGUGUUCUGUAGUUAACCUUUUUGGUUUACUGUAGUUAACCCGUUCUGGGGGGGUUUUACUGUAGUUAAAAACCUUUUCUGGUGUUAUUAGUUAACCGUUCUUGGUGGUUUUCCCCGAGUUUAACCGUUCUGGGGUUUACCGUAGUUAACCGUUCCCGGUGUUUUACCCCCGAGUUAAACCUUUUCUUUUUUUUACUUUAUUUUAAAACCUUCUGGUUUUACUGUAUUACCGUUCUGGGGUGUUACUGUAGUUAACCCCGUUCUUUUUUUUUAAAACUGUAUUAACCGUUCUGGUGUUCUGUAGUUAAACCCCUUUCUGGGUGUUACUGUAUUAACCCUUCUGGUUUAUUUGUGUUAACCGUUCUUUGGUUUUCUGUUUUUUACCCGUUCUGGUUUUUACUUUUUUAACCGUUCUGGUUUACUGUUUUUAACCGUUCUGGGUUUUACUGUUUUUAACCUUUCUGGUGUUUUACUGUAUUUUAACCGUUCUGGGGUUCCGUGUUAAAACCUUCCCGGGUGUUUCCGUAUUAAACCGUUCGGUUUUCCCCCUUUAAGUUUAACCCGUUCUGGGGUUACUGUAGUUAACGUUCUGGUGUUACCCCGUAUUAACCGUUCUGGUUUUUACCGUAUUUAAACCUUCUGGUGUUACUGUAUUAACCGUUUCGGUGUUACCGUAUUUAACCUUUCUGGUUUUACUUUAUUUAAAACCCGUUUCGGGGUUUGUUACCCGUAGUUUAACCUUUUUCUGGUUUUUACUGUAGUUAACCGUUCUGGGUUUUUACUGUUUUAAAACCGUUCUGGUGUUACUGUAUUUAACCUUCUGGGGUUCUGUAGUUAACCGUUCGGUUUUUACUGUAUUAACCAUUCGGCGGUUUUUUACUGUAUUUAAAACGGCUUUUUUUGUUCUGGUGUUACUGAAGUUAACAGGCUUUUUGUUCUGGUGUUGUUCUCCCCUCAGAGUUUCAAAAGUUCCUUCAACAACCUCCGGGAUGUUGGUUUCCUUCAAGUCAAGGUUAUCAAGGCUACUGGUCUGUUGGCAGCUGAUUUAAAUGGUAAGAAGCACUAUCACUCUGUUCAUAUUAACUUCUUUAUUUCACUGUAGAACUAGCUAGAUCCUUCAGUGUUGCACUACAUUUUAUCACACAGAAAUGCUGUAUAUAGAAACUAACACUGGCUGUGGGUGUCUGUGUCUCUUGCAGGGAAGAGUGAUCCGUUCUGUGUGUUGGAGUUAGGGAAUGACAGACUGCAGACUCACACCAUCUAUAAAACCCUCUACCCCAACUGGAACAAAGUCUUUACCUUGUCAGUCGACCAGCCCCGCUUUUUAAGGGGCUCGCCCAAACGUGUUUUCGGGGUCGAAAAGUCUUUCACUUUAAAGAUGUUCUGUGUAUUCCAAUAUUUCUCCCACCAGUCGAUGGCCAGUUGCCAUAUGAACCAUACAGUUGAUCUAAUCCCAGUUUAUAUUUCAGUUGAUGUUUAUGGUGUAUUUAUAUUAAUAUGUGUUGUUCUCCAGCCCAGUGAAAGACGUCCAUGAUGUUCUGGAGCUGACCAUCUUUGAUGAGGACGGAGACAAAGCACCUGACUUCCUGGGGGAAAAAGGGGCCUUUUUUCCUCACUCUCUGUAAGUAAAAAGGUCCCUUUUCCCUCUCUCUCUGUCAGUAGCAUAGUGUCCAUUCCUCUACUCUCUUCAGUAUUGGGUUUCCAUUCCCUCUCUCUUUUCAGUAGUAUAUUGGCCCAUCCCUACUUUUCGUCAGUAGCAUAGUGUCCAUUCCUCUAUCUUUUUCAUGCAUAGUUUUUCCAUUCCUCUAACUCUCGGGCAUAGCAUAGUUCCAUUCCUCUCUCUCUGUCAGACAUAGUGUCCUUUUCCUCUCCCUCUCUGCCCAUACAAGUGUCCUUUCCUCUAUCUCUGUCAGUAGAUGUGUCCUUCCUCUACUCUCUGUCAGUAGCAUAGUGUCCAUUCCUCUACUCUCUGUCAGUAGCAUAGUGUCCAUUCCUCUACUCUCUGUCAGUAGCAUAGUGUCCAUUCCUCUACUCUCUGUCAGUAGCAUAGUGUCCAUUCCUCUACUCUCUGUCUUACAUAGGUCCAUUAUCUACUCUCGUAGAAGCAUAGGUCCUUCCUCUACUCCUGUCAGUAAUAGUUCCCUUUCCCCCCCUACCCCCUGUCAGUAUAUGUUCCAUUCCUCACUCUCUGUAAUAGCCAAGUCCCUUUCCCUUACUCUCUGUCUACAUAGUGCCCCCUUCCCUCACUCUCUGAAGUAGUAUAGGUCCUUCCUCACUCUCUGUCAGUAUAUUGGGUCCAUUCCUCACUCUCUGUCAUCCCAUAUGUCCAUUCCUCUACUCUCUGUCAGUAUAUGGUCCAUUCCUCACUCUCGUCAGUAUAUAAGUGUCCUUUCCCCCUCUACUCUCUGUCAGUAGCAAUGCCCAUUCCUCCUCUUUUCCCAAAGCAUAGUGUCCAUUCCUCACCCCUCUGUCAGUAGCAAUUUCCCAUCCUCUCUCCUGUCAGUAAUAUAGUGCCAUUCCUCUACUCUCUGUCAGUAGUAUAGUGUCCAUUCCUCUACUCUCUGUCAAAUAUGUCCUUUCCCCUCUACCCCUCGUCAUUUUAUAUGGGCCCCAUUCCUCUACUCCUGUCAGUACAUAGUGCCAUUCCUCUCUCUCUGUCAUAGUAUAUGUCCCAUUCCUCUACUCUUUUGUCAGAGAAAUGUGGCCUUUCCCUCUAUCUCUGUCUAGCAUAGGGGCCAUUCCUCUACCUCUUCAGUAGCAAUGCCAUUUCCUCUAUCUCUGUCAUACAUAGUGUCCAUUCCUCUCCUCUGUCAGUAGUAAGUGGGCCUUCCCCUCCUCUGUCUAGCAUAUGUCCUUUCCCUCACCCCCUUUUUCAGUAGUAUAGUUCCUUCCUCUACUCUCUUCAUAGCAUGUGUCCUUCCCCCUCAUCUCUGUGUGCAUAGUGUCCUUUCCCCCUCUCUCGUCAGAAAAUUUGGGUGUCCAUUCCUCACUCUCUGUCAUACAUAGUGUCCGUUCCACUCUCUCGCAGAUAUAGUGGCCAUUCCCUCCCCCUUUGUCAGACAAGUGUCCAUUCCUCUCCCCUCUCUGAAGUAGCAUAGUGGUCCAUUCCUCUCUCUUUCAGUAGCAUGUGCCAAAUUUCCUCACUCUCGUCAUGUUGUGGCCAUUCCCCCUCUACUCUCUAUAACAUUUACAUUUACUUUACGCUUUUUUAGCAGACACUCUUUCCAAAGUAGCAAUAUCGGCGCGGUCCCCAUUCCCCAAAAAGUUUUCAUAGUUUUUCCCCCCCCAUUUUCCCUUUUCCUUCCCCUUUUCCCAGUAGAAAAGUGUUUUCCCCCCCAAAUUACCUCCCUCUCCCUUUCGUAAAAGCAAAAAGGGUUUCCCCCGCCAUUUCCUUCCUCACCCGGCCCCAGAAAGUAUAGGGGCCCCCAAAUUUUCCUUUUACUCCCCCCCCUUUUAAAACAUUUUACUUUUUAUGUAAUUUAAAUUUACCCAAAGGAACCCUCCCCUCCCUUUCCCAGAAAGAAAAAAGGGGGGGCCAAACCUCACUUUUCUGUAAGUAGAAGGGGCCCUUUCCCCUUUUACCCCCCUGUAAAAAUUAGCUUUGGGGCCCCCCUCCCCGCUAUUUUCCCCCUUUUCCCUGAAAUAUUUGGGGGGGCCCCCAAUUCCCCGCCCCCGGGGGGAAAGGGAAAAUAUUUUCCUUUCCCCCAAAACCCGCAAAGAAAAGCAUAGUGUCCUUCCCCCCCAGCCCCCGGCCUUUCCCCCCGGUCAGUGGCAUAGGGGCCCCCCCCCCCAAAAAUUUUGCCCUUCCCUUUCCCUUUUUUGGGUAAAAAAGCGGGGGGGCCCCAAACCCCCCGACCCCGGGGGCCCAGGGGAAAAUAGUUUUUCCCUUCCUCCCCCCCCUUUUCCCGGGUCCCCCCUUUUUUGAAACAAAGUGUCCAUUCCCCCUACUCUCGGCCCAUGGGAAAGGGGGGGGCCUUUUCCCACUCUUCUCUAAAAACCCUUUUUACUUUCAAAUUUUUAAAUUUUACUUUCUUUAAAAGCAGACCCCCCUUAUCCAAGAAAAGCAUAGGGGGCCCCCAACCUCUACUCCCCUGUCCCAUUAAAAGGCCUUUUUUGGUGGUUCCAAAUUCCUCCCCCCAACUCUCUUUUAAGAUAGUGGUUCCCCCCCCCCCAAUGUUUUCCCUCUACCUCGGCCAAAAAGUAAUUUUUCCCCCCCCCUCUACCCCUUCCCUUAAGAAAGCAAGUUUUUUCCAUUCCCACUCUCCCCCCCGGCUGGCCUUCCCAGAGGGGGGCCCCCUUUUCCUCUACCCCUCUGCCCAUUUUUAGUGAAUUUCCCCCUUUUUUUCCCCUUUCUCCCCUCCCCCUGUAAAGAAAAGCAUAUUUGGCCCCCUUUUCCCCUCUCUCUGUCAGUAAAAAUAUUUUUGCCCCCCAUUCCCCCUACCCCUUUUCUGCCCCAGAAAUAAAAGGGGCCAUUUCCUCUUUUCUUUACCUUUUCUCUUUAACAUGUUCCAUUUCAAAAAAUUUUUCAAAAUUGGAAAACCCCUUCGGUCGGGCCCACCCCUUUACCCCAUUAAAGGGGCCCCAAAAGUGUUUCCCCCCCCAAGUACCUUCCCCUACUCUCUGUCAUUGGGAUAUUUGUCCCAUUCCUCUACCCCCUCUGCCCGUAGAUGGGGUUGUCCCAUUUUCCUCUACUCUCGGUUCAGUAAAGGGGGCCAACCCCGUGAGAAAUUUCCCCCCCACCCCCCGUCCUUUUUUUAUUUUCCCUUUUUGGGUCCCCAAUUAAGCAUAUUUUGGUCCUUUCCCCUCCCCCUUCGGGUCAGAAAGAAUAGGGGCCCAAUUCCCCCCUCUACUCUCUUUCAGUAGCAUAGUUUUCCCAUACCUCUACUCCUGCCCCCCAUGCAUAGUGUCCAGUCCCCUUUUUCUUUGGGCCUUCCCUUUGUUGAAGGACCCAAUAUUUUGGGGCCCCCAUACCCCCCUACUUUUCGGGUCAUUUGGGCCAAAAUUUUUUAGUGGUGCCCCCAUUCCCUUUUCUUAAUUCCUCCUCUCCUUGUCAGACCCAUAGGGGGCCAUUCCCCUCUCCCCUUCUGUCGUAGUAAAAAUUCCCCCCCUUUCCCCCCUUACUCCCCCUUAAUAAAAACUUUUAACUUUUUACAUUUUUAACAUUCCGCCCCUUUAAAGGCAGACGCCCCUUUCCAAUUGGGCAUAGUGUUUCCCCAAACCUUACUCUCUGCCCGUAUAACAAGGGGUCCCCCUUUUGCUUUUCAAAAGUUUUCCCUUCGUAUAAAAAAAUGGGGGCCCAAAUUUCCUCUCCCCCUCACCCCCCCUUAAAAAACCCAAAAAACUUUGGGUUUCCCCCCAAAUUUCCCCUCCCACUCCCCCCGGUUACAUAAUGGUUUUUUUUCCCCCCCCUUUUCCCCUAUCCCCGGGUCCCAAAGGGGCCCAAGGGGGCCCCCCCAAACCCCCCCCUACCCGUUUGGGCCAGUACCCCCCAAAAAGGGGGGGCCAUCCCCCAACCCUUCCCCGGAAAGGGACAAGGGGGGGGGCCCCUUUCCCCCCUACUCCGGGGUCAGGAAGCCAAAUAAACCCCCUAGGGGGCCCCUUUUUCCCUACCCCUUUUCGGCCCGGGUCCCCCAAAACCCUUUAGUUUGGGGGGGGUUUCCCUUUCCCCGGUUACCCCCCCCUCCCCCCCUGUCUAGGGGGCCCCCAAAUUCCCUACCCCCUUGCCCGGGGUCUAGGGGGGCCCCAUUCCCCCCUCCCCUUUUUUCUUUAAAUUUUUAACCCCAUAAGUUUCCCUGUUUUUCCCCUCCCUACUCUCUUUUCCGGGAGCAAUGUUCCCCCCCCCCCCAUUUUCCCCCUUUCCUACCUCCCCCCCAUAGAUAUUUGGCCCCCCCAUUCCUCUACCUCUUCAGUAAAAAGGGGCCCUUUUUUGGGUUUCCAAAUUCCCUCAAACCCCCCUUUCGUAAAAGCAAGGGGUUUUCCCCUUCCCCGGCUAUUCCUUUCUUCUUAAAAAAGUAAUAGUGUCCCCCUUUUUGCCCCACUCCCCUUUUCCAGUUUUAAGUGCCCAAAUUUCCCCCUUUCUACCCCUUUUGUCAGUAGCAUGUGGCCAUUCCCCCUCCCUUGCCCCAGUAUUUAUAGGGGGGCCCAAUCCCUCCCUCCCCUCCUUUUUCCCCGGGUAAGGCAUAGUUUUCCCAUUUUCCCUUCCUCAAACCCUCUGCCCAGUAGAAAAUAUGGGCCCCCAUUUUCCCAUUUUUCCCUUCCUCUCUUCUGAAAGCCCCCAAAAAGGGGGGGCCCCCCAUACCUCUCCCUCCCUGUCAGAAAAGCUUUUGGGGGCCCCAUUUCCUCAAACCCCUCUAAAAAGGAGCAAUUUUGCCCCAUUCCCCUCCGCCUUCCUUGUUUCCUUUUUUUAAAGUAAAGGGGGCCCUUCCCCCUACCCCUCUGUCAUAGAAAUAUUUUUUCCCCAAUUCCUCUACUCCCCUGUAAGAAAGCAAAAAGGGGGGCCCCUUUUCCCUAUUUUCUCGGGCCCGGGUAAAAAUAGGGGGGGCCCCCCUUUUCCCCUAACCUCCCUGCAGUAAAUUUUUCCACCUUUUUUGGGGGCCCCCAAUUCCUUCCCUACUCCCCCGUCAGAAACCCUAGGGGGGUCCCCCAUUCCCCCUACUUUUUUCUUUCUUCCCUUUCAUUUGUAAUUUAAGGGGGCCUUUUCCCCCAACCCCUCUCUUUCUGGUCCUUUUUAAUUUUAAUAUUUGGCCCCCCUUUUUCCCCAAAACUCUCGGGUUUAAAGUAGAAAAGUGUCCAUUUUUUCCCCUCUACCCCCGUAACCUCUUCCUUUUCCCCCCCCAGUAGAUAGGGGCCCCCCCCCCCCUCUACCCCCUCUUUUUAAGUAGAAAAGGGUGGGCCUUUCCUUUUACUCCCCCUUUUAAAGAAAAACCCCAAGUUUUCCCCCCCCAGUUUCCCCUCAAAACUCCCCUUUUAAAAAGCAAUGGGGGUUUUCCCCCAUUUCCCCUUCUCUAUUUCCUCUGUUUUUGUAGUAAAGGGGGGCCUUUUCCUCUCUCUUUUUCCCCAAGUAGCAUAGGGGGGCCCCCUUUUUCCUCUCUUUUGGUUAAAGUAGAAAUUGUGUCCUUUCCCCUCUACUUUUCUGGUCGUUGGGUAUGGGGGAAAUUUAAGGGUAGUGGGGGGGGGGGGUUGGGGGGCCUUUCCCUCCCUUACUCCCUCUUUCCUUUCCUUCCUUUCGUAGAAAAGGGGGCCCCCUUUCCCUUUCACUCUCUGCCCCAGUAGAUAGGGGGGGGGGGGGCCCCUUUUUCCUCAAAACUCCCCUGCCCCCAAUAGCAUAGUGGGUCCCCUUCCCUUUAACGGCCCUUUUCCCCCCCUUUUCCCCUUUAAAGAGCAUGGGGCCCCUUCCUUUCCCUUCUACUUUCCCCCUUUCCCGAAAGGCAUAGGGGGUCCCCCCCCCAAUGUCCCUUUCCUUCAUUUCCCUGUCCAAAAGCAUAGGGGGCCCCCCAAUUUCCCCUUUUAAAUUUUCCCCCUUCCCCCCCCAAAGUAGAAUAGGGGGGCCCUUUCCCCCCCAAACUCUCUUUAAUACAUAGUGUCCCUUUUCCCCCCCCAAAAAAGAUCCUCUACUCUCUGUCAGUAGUAUGGGUGGCCAUUCCUCACCUCUGCGUAGCAAUUUCCUUUCCCUCUACUCCCGGGCAUUUAGCAAGGGGUCCUUUCCCUACUCUCGUCGAAACAUGGGGGCCUUUCCCUACUCUCUGUCAUUGAAGGCCCCCUUUUCCUCACCGGGGGAAGUAGCAAUUUCCCAAAUUCCUCUACCCUUGCAGUAGAAUGGCCUUUCCCUACCCUUGUCAUUACAUAUUUUCCAUUCCUCUACUCCUGUCAGUAGCUGGGGCCCAUUCCUCUCCUCCUUCAUAGAUGGGCCUUUCCUCACCCGUCGGGAUAAGGGGCCAAAUUCCUCACUCUCGGCCCGUAGAUAGUGCCCUUUCCCUCAAACUCUCUGUCAUAGCAUGGCCCUUUCCCUCUACUCUUUGUCGGUACCCUAUUUCCACCUCUACUCCUGCAGUAAUGGGGCCCAUACCUCCUCCCCCCUUGUCGGGGAAAGGGUCCAAAAUUCCCCCUUCCCUCGCGGUCGGGUUAGAAAGGGGCCAUUCCUCACCUCGGGCAGUAGAUAGUGGCCAUUCCUCAAAACUUUUCCUUUCGUAGCAAGGGCCCCAAAACCUCUAAUCUCGGGCAUAAUUUGGUCCAUUCCCACAACCCCGGCGGGAGAAGUGUCCUUUCCCUCCCCUCUCUUUUCAGGGGGAAGGGGGCCAGUCCCCACUCU